Chilo suppressalis (striped riceborer) is the source of this 546-nucleotide messenger RNA. The record is from the annotation of a GenBank genome assembly. NCBI's taxonomy places the organism in Eukaryota, Metazoa, Arthropoda, Insecta, Lepidoptera, Crambidae.
AAGUUGGUAUCAAAAUGAUUGUAAUUUUUUUUAUUAUGGUUUCAGUAUGCAGUAUUUCUUGCAUUGCUACUAUUAGCAGAGAUGACCACUGGCAUACUUUUCUUUAUAUUUAAAGAUUGGAUAAAACAACAAGCAACCAGUGGCUUUCAAACCUUCAUCACACAUUAUCGAGAGGACCCUGACCAACAAAAUUUGAUUGAUUGGAUUCAAGAAGAUUGGUUGCAAUGCUGCGGUGUGGAAGGACCCCGCGAUUGGGACCGUAACGCUUACUUCAACUGUUCGAGCGGCGCAGUAGGGUCUAGGGAAGCAUGUGGGGUGCCUUUUAGCUGUUGUCGGAGCAAACCUCAAGACAUAAUAAGGAACAAGCAAUGCGGAUACGACGUUAGGAAGCCGACAUACAAAAUUGUAGCCGCUGCUGCAGCUAUCUUUGCGGCAGCCGUUCGGCUUCUCGCGCAGGCGGUGGUCUGCUCUCGGCUUCCAACGGGUCCAAAUGGCUCCGUUCGGAUACUGCGUCCUGGUAGUAUAGCACUAGUAGUCGCUUCAUGA